Pieris brassicae (large cabbage white) is the source of this 1616-nucleotide messenger RNA. Its product is annotated as methylthioribose-1-phosphate isomerase. The transcript has 7 exons. The coding region runs from base 260 to 1318 and encodes 352 amino acids. The record is from RefSeq and is a predicted model, not a curated record. NCBI's taxonomy places the organism in Eukaryota, Metazoa, Arthropoda, Insecta, Lepidoptera, Pieridae. Gene Ontology annotation, molecular function: S-methyl-5-thioribose-1-phosphate isomerase activity.
GACAAUCGACAAUGCUAGCGGGAAAUUAAAAGAUGAUUGUUUCCUGUGUAAUAAGAUUUAUAUUUUAUUACUUUAGUUUUGUUUUGUUGAUAUAGUCUUUAGUAUGUAAUUAUAUAAUACAUACGCCGGAGUUUUCUGUUAAGAUUUAGAAUAAAUGAAAAAAGAGUUGUUUUGAUUUGAUUUAGUUUUUAAUUGAAAUACGUCCCGGUAUUUCACAUUCUUGUGAUUAAUAAAGUCGCUUACGUAGUACUUUGUAAAAAUGAGUCUCGAAUCUAUUAAAUAUCAACGUGGGAAUCUUGAGGUAUUAGACCAAUUACUUCUUCCAUUUCAAAAAAAAUAUAUUAAAGUAGAAGGAGUGGAAGAUGGAUGGAAAGUUAUCAACAAAAUGCAGGUUCGUGGUGCCCCGGCCAUAGCUAUAUUAGGAUGUUUAUCACUUGCUAUAGAACUAUUAAAAGAUAACAGUUCAGACAAGAAAGUGAUGAGGCAAGAGAUAGAAGGGAAACUCAAUUAUUUGGUGUCAGCUCGACCGACAGCUGUGAACAUAAAAUUGGCUGCCGAUGAGCUUAUUAAUUUAGCCAAUACACUGAGCGCCGAUGAGUCUAUCAACCCAGACGAAUUUAAGGAGCGAUUUAUCUCAAGCAUCGAAGGUAUGCUAUCAAAAGACAUAGAAGACAACAAGGCUAUAGGCAGAUAUGGUUGUGAAGCUAUACUAAAGAAUUUGGAGGGAGAUGGACAAGUUAGGGUUCUCACACAUUGCAAUACUGGCUCACUUGCCACCGCCGAGUAUGGUACCGCUUUAGGUGUUAUUAGAUCCCUACACUCUGCCAAAAGACUGGAACAUGUAUUCUGCACGGAGACCAGACCCUACAAUCAAGGUGCUAGAUUAACAGCAUUCGAGCUGGUGCAUGAGAAAAUUCCUGCUACUCUUAUUGUAGACAGUAUGGUGGCUGCUCUUAUGCAUGUCAGAAAGAUUGGUGCCGUCGUUGUUGGCGCUGAUAGGGUAGCGGCAAAUGGAGACACAGCAAAUAAAAUUGGUACAUAUCAAAUUGCGAUUGUGGCAAAAUAUCAUAAUGUACCAUUUUAUGUGGCUGCACCGUUCACAUCUAUUGAUAUAAAUGUGCCAUCUGGGGAACAUAUCAAGAUUGAGGAGAGACCGGAUAAAGAAAUGACACAUAUUGGUGAUAGGAGGAUUGCAGCUCCUGGUAUAAAUUGUUGGAAUCCAUCAUUUGACAUCACUCCAGCUUUCUUGAUCACUGGAAUAAUAACAGAAAAAGGUGUUUUUCUCCCACACAUGUUGAAAACACUAUUCCCCAUAUAAUUUUAAGUCUAUAAUGUUCCUGAUGAAAUAUAAUAUAUAAGCCAGAAGUAAUUGAUGCUACAAGCUAGACUUAAGCUACCUAUAAUUGCUUUUUAUACCUUUUAUAAAAGUUUUAAGAUAUAUUUUCUAACGCGAUGAUGCUUUGUCAAUUGCUUACUAAGCAUUAAACAUUUUUACAUAAGUUUAAAAAUGAUCGUCGCCACGCUCCAUUGCUGUAUAAAAAAAUGUUUCAGCCUUUUUUCAAAGCUGAUACAUAUCUAUUUUGUAAACUAGUUUUAAUCCAAAUAAACCUAAAUUU